Molecule: messenger RNA, 303 nt
Organism: Acaulospora colombiana
Lineage: Eukaryota; Fungi; Glomeromycota; Glomeromycetes; Diversisporales; Acaulosporaceae
Source: the annotation of a GenBank genome assembly
AUGUCUCGUGCCGUAGGUGAGGUAAUGAUGGGUGAGGUGAUGAGUGAAUGGAACCAGAUGAUGUGCGUGGCCCUGGCGCUUGGCGCCUUUGCAGCCCCUAAUAAUGCGAAAACAAAGCAAAUCUCAAUUGGAGGCUGGAGGGCUAGUUUCGCAAGGGCCUUACAAGUCGAAAUUUAUAAUUCUGACAUAGGAAUUGAGGUUUUGACAUGGGCUAGUCGAUAUCUAGUCGCUCUGGCAGCCACAAUGGUCACCGUUUCCAAUGCACAAAAAGUCCGUUAUCAUAAGUUAUGUGCGGUCAGGUGA